AUGGCGGCUUCAAAAUCCCAUUCUUCACUCCUGCCUCUCUUCUCCAUCUUUAUUAUCCUUCUCGCAAUAACUGGCCAAGCAUUUGCAGGGCGUGAUAUCCAGAAACAAACCAACAAAGAUGAGAAGAAAGAGCCCCAGUUUUUUAUUGGUGAUGGCAGUUUUCUCAUUCCAGGCUUUGGGAGAGUGUUAAAACCACACAGGUUUAAACCUUACAGACCUCCAUUCACUGUUCCAAGCACCGGUGGAAGCACUGGAAUAGGUGGCUCACCACCAGGGCAGAGAUAUAUUCCCGGUGGGGAUGAUACCUUUGUCCCAAACCCUGGUUUUGAGGUUCCCAACCCUGGCUACCCUUGA
Argentina anserina (silverweed cinquefoil) is the source of this 354-nucleotide messenger RNA. RefSeq names its product putative cell wall protein. NCBI's taxonomy places the organism in Eukaryota, Viridiplantae, Streptophyta, Magnoliopsida, Rosales, Rosaceae. The coding region runs from base 1 to 354 and encodes 117 amino acids. The record is from RefSeq and is a predicted model, not a curated record. The transcript has a single exon.